AAACUCUACUUUUCUUGGGAAAAAAAACAACAAUCACAUGAUUGUACAUCAAGAAUCACUAAACACUAUCAUCAUUUUCAACAAAAAAAUUAAAAAAUUGCAUUGGAAAAGAUAAAUCGGAUCUCAAUUUUUGAAAAAUUCCAACAAGCUUUCAGCAUUAUUAGGAGAUAUUAUAGUGAAAAAGAUUCAUCAUUGAUCAUUAUCACCUUUCAUCAAGUUAUUUACAAAGUUCUCUUUUCUACAUCAAAAUUGUGAUGAUGGAGGAAUAAUUUUUGUGCCAAGAGAUCAAAGAACAAUGAUUCUUGAUUUGUCAACAUAUAAUUUGAUGCCAACUUGAAAUUUGUAGAUCCAAGAAAAGUGCAUUCUUCCAACAUCUCUUAAGUGCAGAUUUGGAUAUUGGUUGCUGCAUUUUUCUACAAGCAUUUGGUAUCUUCCUGUUUUUCUUAUUAUGGCUGGUGGACACAAACAGAAGAGGCUCAGCAAUUCAUGCAUUCUUCUCAUAGUCAUUGCAGGUAUAGAGAGGUUUGCAUUCAAAGGGGUAGCAUCAAAUUUGGUAACCUAUCUAACAGAUGUUGUGAACUUAAGCAACUCAUCAGCAGCAAAAAUGGUAAAUAGUUGGGUUGGAUUCACUUCCAUAAUGCCAUUAUUAGUGGCACCUAUUGCAGAUGCUUACUGGGACAAAUAUUCCACCAUAAUGUCCUCAUCUUUUCUCUAUGUUAUGGGACUUGUAGCAUUGACAACAACAGCACUGGCAAGGUCAUGGCAUCACAAAAAGAGAACAAUGUCUUCUUCAUUCCUUUCAUUAUCUCUUUAUUUAAUUUCAUUAGGCCAAGGUGGAUAUAAUCCAUCUCUACAAGCCUUUGGAGCCGAUCAACUUGGUGAAGAAGAUGAUUUACCUUGUGGCAAUGAUGACACAAGUAGCAACAAAAAAGCACUUUUCUUCCAAUGGUGGUAUUUUGGUGUUUGUGCUGGAAGCCUAAUGGGUGUUACAUUCAUGUCUUACAUUCAAGACACUUUUGGUUGGGUAUUAGGGUUUGCAAUACCUGCAAUUUCAAUGCUUCUUUCCAUCUUGGUUUUCUCUGGCGGAAGCUCGAUAUAUUCAUAUAAAAAACACGACGACGAUGAUGAUAGUCUUCAAGAUAAGAAGCCUUUCACGAACAUGUUUCAAACUAUAAAAGCAUCUGCAUUGAAAUGCUUCCAUUGUGAAAUUUCACUACCAAAUGACAAGUCUGAAGGUGUUGAACUCGAGCUUCAAGAGAGACCUCUUUGUCGCGAAAACUCGGAAAGCAUUAAGGUUACGAAUAAGGAUUCAAAAAUCAGCAUGUGCCUACUACCAAAUGUCAAAGUUGUGAUUAAGCUAUUGCCAAUAUGGGCAAUGCUUCUCAUGUUUGCAGUGAUUUUCCAACAACCUGCAACAUUUUUCACAAAACAAGGAAUGACAAUGAAGAGAAAUAUCGGUAAAAAUUUCAAGAUACCACCAGCAACACUCCAAAGUGCUAUAACAUUGUCGAUAAUACUAUUGAUGCCGUUAUACGACAGAGUAUUUAUACCGUUUGCUCAGCUGAUAACACGACAGGAAAAAGGUAUAAACAUGAUGCAAAGGAUGGGAAUCGGAAUGGUUCUCUCAAUCAUAGCAAUGGUUAUUGCGGCUUUAGUUGAAAUGAAACGGCUCGAUAUCGGUCGGCAAAUGAGAAGUGAAGGGUUACAAGCAGAAAUAGUGCCGAUAAGCAUUUUCUGGUUGUUACCACAGUACAUUCUUCUCGGUGUUUCAGAUAUUUUCACAGUUGUUGGUAUGCAGGAAUUCUUUUAUGGUGAAGUUCCAAAGAAUAUGAGAACAGUGGGAAUUGCAUUGUAUACUAGUGUUUUUGGUGUUGGAAGCUUUGUGAGUGCAUUGUUGAUUACACUAGUUGAAGUAUACACAGAUUCUAAAGGAACACCAAGUUGGUUUUCUGAUGAUAUGGUUGAAGCACGUUUGGAUAAUUACUAUUGGCUUCUAGUUUGGUUAAGCUCAAUUAGCUUGCUGUUGUAUACACUAUUGUGUAAAUAUUACUAUAGUAAAAGUGAUUCAGAUUGUGAAACGUAAGUUUAUUUUCUUUCUGAGGUAGUUUUCAAGUGUAAUUUUGCGUAAACUUUGUUUGUUGAACUAGUUGCCCUUGUAUUAAUAUAACAGUAAUUCUAUGA
This is a messenger RNA of Vicia villosa (hairy vetch), 2181 nucleotides long. Its product is annotated as protein NRT1/ PTR FAMILY 5.8-like. Gene Ontology annotation, molecular function: transmembrane transporter activity. Bases 449 to 2083 code for a protein of 544 amino acids. Gene Ontology annotation, cellular component: membrane. The transcript has 5 exons. Gene Ontology annotation, biological process: transmembrane transport. The record is from RefSeq and is a predicted model, not a curated record. NCBI's taxonomy places the organism in Eukaryota, Viridiplantae, Streptophyta, Magnoliopsida, Fabales, Fabaceae.